UGAACGUUCGAUACUAUAUAACACAAAAUCUCAAUAACAUAAAUUGUUAUGUCAAACAUUUUCCCUAAUUUCUACUAAAACAUUUAUUCUUGUGAGUUAUCAUUUUCAUUGUGUUACUAGAAAAGAUUUAAUUUCAUUGGUUUCCUAGCAGCUAUAAUAAUAUUAAAAUGUUCACUAUCAUUUUCUGAAAAUGGCUGAAUUUAAAGUACCGCAUAAGCGGUAUCGAAGAGAUGAUGAUGAAUCAAACUCAGACGAUGAUUAUGUGCCAUAUGUACCUGUUAGGGAGCGUAAAAAACAGGAACUAUUGAGAUUGGGCCGAUUAUCUAAGCUUAAAGAAGAGUCGAAUAAGAAAGUAAAAUCUUCGAGUGAUGAAUUUGACGAAGAAGAUGGCGAAGGACAAGUCUGGGGUCGAAAAUCUAAUAUCAGUCUCUUGGAUCAGCACACUGAACUCAAAAAACUUGCUGAAGCUAAAAAAGAAAGCGAAAUGGAAAAACAACUCAAAGAAGAAGAAAAAAUUUUAGAAAGUGUCGCUGAAAAGAAAGCACUUAUGGGUGUUGCUGAAUUAGCCAAGGGUAUACAAUAUGAUGAUCCUAUUAAAACUAGCUGGAAACCUCCUCGAUACAUAUUAGCAAUGACGGAAGACCGACAUGAACAAGUACGUCGUAAAUUACACAUUUUAGUCGAGGGCGAAGACAUACCACCUCCACUUAAAUUUUUUAAAGAAAUGAAAUUCAAUAGAGGUAUAUUAGCAGGUCUGGUAGAAAAAGGUAUUAAGAAACCAACACCGAUUCAAAUCCAAGGAAUACCUACAGUGUUAUCUGGACGGGAUAUGAUAGGUAUAGCAUUCACGGGAAGCGGUAAAACAUUAGUUUUCGUCUUGCCUCUUUUGAUGUUCUGUCUUGAACAAGAAAUAAAAUUACCUUUUAAACCCAAUGAAGGACCUUACGGACUUAUUAUAUGUCCGUCGAGAGAAUUGGCUAAACAGACAUUUGAUAUAAUUAAUCAUUACAUCACGCAUCUACAAAGAGCAAACUUUCCUAAACUCAGAUCUUGUUUGGCAAUUGGUGGCGUUCCUGUUUUCGAAUCCCUGGACGUUAUCAAAAGGGGAGUGCAUAUAAUGGUUGCAACACCUGGUAGACUUAUGGACAUGUUAGAUAAAAAAAUGAUUAACUUGGACGUAUGCAGGUAUUUGUGUAUGGACGAAGCUGAUCGUAUGAUCGACAUGGGUUUCGAAGAAGAUGUCAGAACUAUAUUUUCGUUCUUCCAAGGUCAAAGACAAACUCUUUUGUUCUCCGCCACUAUGCCGAAAAAAAUUCAAAAUUUUGCUCGGUCAGCCCUCGUCAAACCAAUCUCUAUCAACGUCGGCAGAGCUGGUGCGGCUUCUAUGAAUGUCAUUCAAGAAGUCGAGUAUGUGAAACAAGAAGCUAAAGUGGUUUACCUUUUGGAAUGUCUGAAAAAGACAAUGCCGCCAGUUUUAAUUUUUGCCGAAAAGAAACAAGACGUCGACGCUAUACAUGAAUACUUAUUGCUCAAAGGAGUUGAAGCUGUAGCCAUUCAUGGAGGAAAAGAUCAAGAAGAACGUUCAAAAUCGGUCGAGGCAUUCAGGAAAGGCCAAAAAGACGUGCUGGUUGCGACAGACGUCGCUUCUAAAGGUUUGGAUUUUGCAGAUAUACAGCAUGUAAUUAAUUACGAUAUGCCCGACGAUGUUGAGAAUUAUGUGCACAGAAUUGGUCGUACGGGUCGUUCUGGUAAGAGAGGAAUAGCCACAACGUUUAUUAAUAAAGGAAAUGAUGAGUCUGUUCUACUUGACUUAAAACAUUUAUUAAUCGAAGCUCGACAGACUGUGCCAUUAUUCUUAGCGGAAUUAGAAUCAGAAAAUGAAAAAUACUUGCAACUUGGAGAUGAAAGAGGUUGCAGCUAUUGUGGUGGUUUGGGUCACAGAAUUACAGAUUGUCCAAAGCUAGAAGCAAUACAAACCAAACAGGCUUCCAAUAUUGGCCGGCGAGAUUAUUUGGCCGACAAUGCAGCGGAUUAUUAGUAAUUUCAUUAAAUAAAAAAAAAAAGAUUAUUACUAUUUUUUUACAUUAUAAAAUAAAAAAUGACAACAAAACUAUUGACUGGAACGCAUAAAUACGUUCUACUUAUUUUUUUUUAAUCAAUAUAAAGAAUAAUGUAAUGUGCAACAUUUUUGUUUGUAAAUAAUACAUUUAUUAUUUAAAUGAUUAAGAAGUGAGGGAUUCGCUAUUAUAAAUAAUUACUAUUGAUAAUUUGUGGAUGUUCAUAUUAUUUACUAU
Molecule: messenger RNA, 2294 nt
Organism: Adelges cooleyi (spruce gall adelgid)
Lineage: Eukaryota; Metazoa; Arthropoda; Insecta; Hemiptera; Adelgidae
Gene: abs
Product: ATP-dependent RNA helicase abstrakt
Exons: 14
Coding region: 191-2038 (615 amino acids)
Biological process (GO): mRNA splicing, via spliceosome
Cellular component (GO): spliceosomal complex
Molecular function (GO): zinc ion binding; RNA helicase activity; ATP binding
Source: RefSeq, a predicted model, not a curated record